AUGUUGGAAACCCCGGUUCCCUCCUCCGGAGCCAAUCAGCGCGUUGCCGAGGCCCGGGGGCGGGGCCUUGCCCCGGGGAUCGGGGGGCGGAUCCUGCGCGUGACUGACAGAUCCCCGCCCGGCACUUUCUCUUCCCUCAGCCAAUCCGCUUUCGCCGCCGCGGCCCGUGGGCGUGGCCCUGUCGUGACGGACACCGCCCGGGGCGUGGUCCGCGCCGCCGCGCUGCCUGCCGGGAGCCCCGGCCGCCCCUGUCCAUCACCGCCAACCCCGGCGGCCGGGACCGCGCGGCCUUUAAUUCAUUUCAUUUCUUCCCCUCCGACUUUAAUUCUUUUCCCCAUUUCCCGCCCCCGGGGGUCACGUGACGCCGCGGGUGACCCGGAAGCGGCCCCCGCGGGUGACCCGGAAGCCGCCCGGUGCCGGGGUCCCGGGUCCGGGAGCCGCGGGCGCCGCCGCUGCCUCAGUUUCCCUUUUCCUGUCCCCGAAGGGCCGCUCCUUAAAGGCGCAGGGCGCGGACGGGACCCGUCCGGGCCGCGGCGGCUGCCGGGGGUUGCGAGCGCGUGGGGUCAGGCCGGGCCCAGGAUUCACUUCAUUGCUUCCCAGGUCCCCGAGGAUCCAUGUUCUCCGCCCGCGCACACGCGUGACGCCGCCCUGCGCCGAGCCAUGAUCCCCCGGCUUCACAGCCCGGGCCACGCCCACCGCCGCCAUCGCCCGCGAUCUUCGCCGUGACCCCGCGACCUCCACGGCGACCCCCGGCCCGGCCCAAACACGCGUCGUCAUGCCAUCGCCACGCUAGCUACCGCGCAGCGCGCACAUCGGCCAUGCCGACCCCGGCGUGA
This is a messenger RNA of Peromyscus maniculatus bairdii (prairie deer mouse), 836 nucleotides long. The record is from RefSeq and is a predicted model, not a curated record. NCBI's taxonomy places the organism in Eukaryota, Metazoa, Chordata, Mammalia, Rodentia, Cricetidae.